CGCCUCCCUUUUUCGACGACAUCUACACUCCGCCUAGAAUGGCGAACAUUUAUUCUCUCUCUACCGAGCUACUGCGGUUAAUUUUCAUUCAUUGUAGCAUAGCUGAUAAAGCAAGCCUCUCUCAAACAUGUCGUUUGCUGCAUGUGAUUAUUAUACCUGAAGUGUACCGGUGCAUUGAUCUAAGUACCCAUAAUCUUGAUGAAAAAUGCAGGCCAAUGCGGUAUCUCUCGGAAUACGCGCUUGUUCCACCAGAUUUUGUGGAGAAGGAGCGACCGAGGUUCGAAAUAGAAAUGUUUGAGAGACAAAGGCUGUUCAUCCGGACGAUUAUUGAACGCCCCGAAUACGGAAAGAAUGUACGGAAGCUAUUCUGGACGGUCAUGGACUCUCAUGACUCUUGGGGCUCCGAGGAUUUUGGAAUCUAUUGGGAGGAUGAAAAUGGUGAGCCCAGCGACGAAUAUGGCUAUAGUGGUGGCAACCAGGAUGAAUUUGAAGAUGAUGAGGAGCGCCCUAUGUACGUUCCGGAAGAUGAGCCUCUUUGGCGAACUUUUGCAAGUUUUACAGGGGUGGUGAGUGUGGAUAUCUGCUGGAUAAGGUUCUGGCGAGAGAUCACACCUCCACCGCCGUUAUUUCCUUCGGCCACUUCUAUACGAUUAAGCGGCUGCAUGACACGUGCCUUUGCAGAGAUUCUUCUGGGGGGUGGAUUGAAUGCAGCUUCACUCAAGUCAGAUCUCGAACAACUUGAGAUACACAACCUGCUACAAUUUUCGGAACCCGUACCCGGAUAUCAACAAUCACUCCACCUACGAGAUCUUAGUAAGCAUGUUUCAAGUGAAAACUCUGGAUGUAGGAGAACCAAUGGUGGCAGGCCAAUGGAUGGCAUUCUCGAUAUCCUUGCCGGUCGGUGUACUAGCCUCAUGUCCCUGCGCAUCACCACUUGGGGACCUCGGGAGAGUUGGUUGCUGGAUGAAAAGAUGACUAAAAUUGACGACCAGCGGUAUUUUUCAUGGGGACAGUUUUUGAAGUCCGUGCGCCACACCUUGCAAUACUUUUCAUUCGAACAAGGUGACAAUAACAACGAGUUUAUCGGAGACCGUCGUGGGCGUCGGCCUCACCAGCAGCACAGACCCAUGGACCAGCUUUUCGUGCGUUGGAUCCUUCCUGUGCUACUGGAAGGUCCGUGGCCUCGAAUGAAGCGCAUGGAAAUAAGAGGAGUUGGGCGUUGGACCGAGAGCCCUAGACAUAUUGACACUCCUCUAAGCGAAGUUGAGAAGCGCAAUCCGAAUGCCAUAUACAAAAUAAGGCCGUAUGUGGACCACCUCGGACGUCAAUAUUAUGAGGUCGAAGAAACCCAUAUUGCAUUUACCGUGGAAGCAAAGCGGAAACUCCAAGCAGUGUUAGGAGAUGAAGUGUACUUGGAUAUCGAUGAAACAGCAUCGAGAGACUAUGAAUGUUGUGAACAAAUGAAAGACGGAAUACCUGAUAUCUCAGACUGAGCUCUUAAUACGGAAUCCCGGCAACGGAAGUUGCUGACCGAGCAUUAAUGUGGACUUCGAAAUUUCGCUAGUUGAGAAUACUGAGCAUCCGCUUCGAAUUCUCGAUAGGGACAGAGGCUAGAGUGAGCCUUCAGCAUGUUGAGAUGGAACUCUCACAAAGGCAGGCUGGGGUUGUGGAUAGGCGAGUUAAACUUAGUGG
Molecule: messenger RNA, 1692 nt
Organism: Lindgomyces ingoldianus
Lineage: Eukaryota; Fungi; Ascomycota; Dothideomycetes; Pleosporales; Lindgomycetaceae
Exons: 4
Coding region: 39-1493 (484 amino acids)
Molecular function (GO): protein binding
Source: RefSeq, a predicted model, not a curated record